AUGGCCGGACUUGAAAAAGCCGGCUGUACAACCUUCGACGAAUUUUGCAAAGAGAAGAAAAUCUAUUCUGCUGGAACAAGGUUGAUUGACUAUUAG
Messenger RNA from Sclerotinia sclerotiorum 1980 UF-70, 96 nucleotides. RefSeq lists its product with no specific name. The record is from RefSeq and is a predicted model, not a curated record. NCBI's taxonomy places the organism in Eukaryota, Fungi, Ascomycota, Leotiomycetes, Helotiales, Sclerotiniaceae. The transcript has 2 exons. Bases 1 to 96 code for a protein of 31 amino acids.